This is a messenger RNA of Mesorhabditis spiculigera, 1338 nucleotides long. The record is from the annotation of a GenBank genome assembly. Lineage: Eukaryota; Metazoa; Nematoda; Chromadorea; Rhabditida; Rhabditidae.
AUGCAUACGAAGCUUUUGUCGAGUUUGGAUCAAGCUGAACUGGUCUUAGCAUUUCUCGACCCGCAAAAUUGUGUAGGUUAUGAUCCUGCCGUAAACUGUAGUUCCCGAGACAAUGAAGCACCGUCCUUAGACGCCAGCUGUCCGGCCCUCCCCAACGCCACAUGGUCUUUCAACGAGACGGACUACUUUUGGCAGCAAAACCUUGGUUGCGCCAAUGGAAACGCUUGUAUCCAACGUUGUGCGGGACUCUGCCUAGACCUUCCGACCAUUCAUUCGGACCGGGAAAAUAAUAGGACCCUCAUCGAAACGCUGCAUCGUAUGAACGUAUGUGAUGUCAAUCAGAUCGCUCAUAUUGGGAUGACGCAUAGGAUGGCUCCGCAGUCGAUUAUACGAGCUGGGCAAAAAAACAGCCCUCGGAUUUCGACGCUAACGCAAAUGAAGAAGCCUGCACUACGGAUGCAAAAGAUUCAAUUCCUGCUCUCUAUUCUUGUUACCUCAGCAAGCGUCACAGGUGACAAGAGCUGGCGGCAGAAGAAUUUGGCAACUCUGAAGGUCUCCGCUGCCGCCAGCGCCACUGGAGCGGGCUUUUUCCAAAAACUAACGGCUGUAGCCUUAAAAACCUGUCUAUCGGAUUGUAUCUCGCAACCGAACUGUACCUCCAUAAUUUGGUGUCUUCCGGACUGGAGCUGCUUGCGUUCCGGGUUCCUACUGACUGGAAAUACGGCUUUUCCAAGCUCGUUGUUAUACCCGAAUCUGACGAUGUGCAUGGGUUUCCAAGCCGAAGAAACGCCCUCGAUUAAUACGUCGACUACAAGCACUACGAAAAGCACCGCAAAAACACCAAAAACGACAACCAAGAAAACAACGACAAAAAGGAAAGCGGCUACCACCAAGGGGCCCUGUGAUCUUAUCCCUCAAGAAGCUACUUGGACCUACAAUAAUACGAAUUAUUACCUACUUCAGCCAAAUUGCGUGUUGGGAAAUCGAUGCCAAGACAUCUGCAGCACCAACAAGCUUCAAGUGGCAACAGUCCAUUCUCAGAAGGAGCAAGACCAACUGAAACUGAAAAUGUCACAACUCGGAAAAUGUGCUGUAAGACUGGUGCAUCUCGGUCUGGGCUAUGUCAAAACCGCACACAACUAUCGGAAUAUUUGGAGAGACCGUUCCCCAGUCGACUACGUCAAUUGGGACGUCGGCAGCCCGUCACGCACGACAAACUACCAGAAUACCAUCGUGCCUGAGAAUUGCACCCUGAUGAACAACAACGGGAAGUGGAACGAUGUGGGCUGCUCGUUCUUCUGCUACGCUGAUGCGGCUUGUCUCUGCAUGAAGCGGUGU